GUAUAAGUUAAAAGUUUGUGAUAUAAGCAACACGGCAUAUUCUCUCUCUUGCUCAUUCUUAAUUUUUCAAGCUUUUGAGAAGUAUUCAAGAUGGACUUCAAUGGAACUUAUAAUCUUGAGACCCAAGAAAACUUUGUUCCUUUUAUGAGAGCCAUUGGUAAGUUAUGCUUACACCAUAUGUUAUGUUAGAUGAUGUCUGUAAGCAGAGCUUUGAAAAGCGCAAGAAUGAUAAUGCAAAUUAAGUUUAGAUCUCGAGAAACGCUGCACAAGCAAACAUAGAUAAGUAAGAUUUCCAUUACAAUGAAUCAAUCCAUAUGGGACAUUGAACAAGAAUGAUUACGAAACUGAGAUCAUAUUCAAUUUUAAAAAAAAUGAAGAUCACAAAUAAACCAAGCAAAGUCUGGGGAUUUGUAUAUACUGUAUAUUUAAAUGAAUGAAACAUUAGGUAUAGCAUUAUAUAUUUAAUUGUUCAAUUGUUUGAAUGUAUGCAUAUGAAUUUAAAUGUUUCCAAGUCAAGUAACUCAAACCAAAAAAAAAAAGACAUGGACCAAAAAAAAAAACAAACAAGAUAGAUCAACAUUUAUAAACAAGAAAAAAUAAAUAAAGGAGCGAUAAACGAAGAAUUCAAACAGUGUAUCAUAAAUACAGAAAUUUGGCAUGUUCAAUUCUAACAAAUAAAAAAAUUAAAACUAAUCAAAGGAGCACAUUCAUUUCAAAGGAUUUAAUAGGGGAAUCAAUAAAACCAGCUGUUCACAGAGUAUAAAAUGCCUUCAGAAGAAAAACACACACAAAACACUAUGCAUUCCAUAUGCAGACUACCUCGGGGACUUCUAAAUACUGUGCUCCUAAUCCUUAGUUGACUCUAAUUUUCAUGGUAAAAAAGUAUCAGUUUUUGUCUUGAAGUGAAUUCAUUGCGCUUACAAGGGCUUUCCCCUCUAACUAUGCCUUCCACUGUCUCACAGUGUGUUUAUUACAUGACGAUUUUCCGUCUUUCACAUAUUUUUUCUUAUAUCUUUUUUUGAAAAACUGUAAUUUGUUGUGUUGGUACCUUAUGAGUUUUUUGGGGCCUCUUUUGGGGUUGAAGCAAAGAAGAUUGAAAAAGGAAGAAGAGAUCUGGUGGUAAGUAUAAUUUUAGUUUUUACAGGUAUUAGACUUCAUUGGCUCCCCAUCACUAUUAAAAUAAGCCGAUUAGCAGCAUUUUUUUUAUUUAUUUUUGCUGGAUGGCUAUCCCAAUUACCUGGGGAAGGGAUGGAAUUUUAUUUAUAGCCCCAGUCAUGAAGAAAAGGCCAAACAAUGGGCCAUGCACAUGUAUCUGCAUUUUUGUUCUCAAGCAGCUGACUUGUGAUUUGAAGUGGUCAUGGUGGUAGGAGUCAGUAUUAGCUUGAAGCGCUGCACAUUCAGAGAUAUUUGUAAUUGUGUGCUGGGGGUUAGUUGCACCCCCAGCACACAUGCCAUAGGCAGCCCCUAACUCUGUUCUGUCUGUUCUGAGCUGCCAGUGGCAAUUUUGUGCAUAACAUUUUGAUAAUCUUACACUUGAAGGCAGAGCGCAAAAUACCUCCUUCCAUUUCACUCCAUUCCAUCACAGGCCCAGAAUGCCAGCAUGCCCUCCGAGUUGGCAAAAUGGAUCAAUCACAUGCUUCUCUAUGUGAAGCCUUUGAUUGGACUGAGCUCGGCCUCUGUGAUGUUGGAGGGGUCACAGACGGUCAGCAUCAGGAUCUUCGCCCGGUGCUGGAUUGCAGGUAAGUAAAAUCUCUACUUACCAGGAUUUACUGCAAAUCAAGAUGGGGACCUUCUCUAUAGUGCCCAAUAGAGCAUUUUGCACCGCAAUGCCCUCCCCUCCCCCUCCUCAAAAUAAUUAGAGUAACCCUUUAAUUACAGCCAAAAUUCUGACAAAAAUUUAAUCGACUGAAAAAAGACGAUAUUUAUCGUCCGUUUUCCAUCAAUAGAACUAAACCAAAGCCGAACUUAAUUCCCUUUGAAUUCCCAACAAUCCAACUUUUUUGUGGAUAACAUUCAAUAUUUUGUUUUAGAUUUAUCCAGGAAUGGCUCGUGAGAGUGUCACUUGUUUUUUUUUUUCUUUUUAUCCAGUAACAUAUAAUUUCUAAUUUGUUUUAUACUUUUUGCAUUGAACAUUGAUACAGAUUUUGGUACAUCUAACAUACACUAACUCCGUAUUUUGUUCUUCAAGGCCUGCCAGAAGAUAUCAUAGAGAGGGGAAAGGAUCUUAAGAGUGUCACAGAGAUUGUGCAGAAUGGAAACCACUUUGUAUUCACAGUGACUACAGGACCCAGAAUUAUACGUAACGAAUUUACAGCAGGCCAAGAGGCUGAGUUGGAAGCAAUAACAGGAGAGAACGUAAAGGUAUAGAAAUCACUUUUAUCAGCAGAGUUGUAAAUGUUCUGAGAUCUAAAAAUAUGCUGUUAAAUGCUUUAAAGUGACACUGUUACCCUGAGGUCCUUUGCAGGCUUUGGUGACAUCUUUACUUGUGUUGCAACAGCUAUGGAGAGAAAGGGAAGGUAGAUAUACAUAAAUGAAAAUCUCCAUCGUAGGACCUGCCAUUUUUGUUGCAGCAUUAUCGAUGCCGUACUUUGCACAUCCGUGAGGGUAUUACAUAGAGGCCUAUGGAUAAUCACAAAGCCAGACAGACUACUCCUUACAAUGCACACGAAGAUGUCCUAUUCACACAUCUAUGAGAAUAGACAAUGCUGGACCGUGGAAAUGUCUGCUAUUGUCAAGUCUUGUCAGUUCCAAACUUUCUCUUAUGAUAUCUUUUGAUUGCAUUGGAAAUUCAAUGAAAUUACAACAUAGUCAAUAUAAUUUGUUUUAAUAAAUAUUUUGAAUUUAUCAAAUACUUAGAAGUGACAGGCCAGAGUCAACAACCAGCCUAACAAAUGUUCAAUCCAGAUCACAUACCACAUACAUAGUUACAUGUAUUCAGGCAGCAAUAGAAAGUCACAGGUUUUCUACCUGAAAUAUUAGGGAUUUAUUUGUUAAGUUUGUUGGCCUCUUUUUCUUCCUGUUCUAGAAUCCCUGUUAGCUUUCCUACUGAAGUUCCUUAGCCUGUCUUAUAAUUAUAUGGAGAAGGCAGGGUCAGCUAUUACAAUUAAAGAUACUUAUUUUCUCUAGAGGAUUGUCAUGUCCUCCAUAAAGAGCUUUUUCGAAUCCUUCUUAAUGACAGCCAGUGACAACAACAUACCUCCCUACUCUAGCCUCCACAGGAGCGGUGUAAAGAGGGGUGUAAAGAACAAUUUAGUGACAUAAUCCUAACAAAUGCUGACUAAUAUCUGGUAAUCUCACACCAGCAAGGAAAGACUUGCGGUCAUAGGCAUGCGCAGCACACACCACAAGCACACGCCGCGUAUGUAUGUAUAUACACAUAUAUAUAUACACGCACACACACAUACAUUGCUGUGUGUGUGUUGUGUGAGGGUGCUGUUAGUGUGAUGUGUGUGUGAGGGUGCUGGUAGUGUGCUAUGUGGGUGAGGGUGUUUGUGUGUGUGCGCUUGUGAGGGUGCUGUUAAUGUACUGUGUGUGAGGGUGCUGUUUGUGUGUGAGGGUGCUGUUUGUGUGUGUGUGUGUGUGCGCUUGUGAGGGUGCUGUUAAUGUACUGUGUGUGAGGGUGCUGUUUGUGUGUGAGGGUACUGGUAGUGUGCAGUGUGUGUUUGUUAGGGUCCUGUUAGUGUGCUGUGCGAGGGUGCUGUUUGUGUUUGUGAGGGUACUGUUAGUGUGCUGUGUGUGUGCUGUUUGUGUGCUGUAUGUGUGUGUGUACUGUAUGUAUGUGUGUGUGUGCUGUAUGUGUGCUGUAUGUGUGUGUGUACUGUAUGUUUGGGUGAUUUGUGGGGGAGGAGGUGGGGGCAGAUUAGUAAAUAUCCCCCCUCCCUUCUUACUUUAUCUAGGUAGGGGGGACCGUGCUGCUACCUUCCCUGGUGGUCCUGUGGAGGUGGGGGCAGAUUACUUAAUAUCCCACCUCCCUUAUUACAUUAUUUAGGGAGAGGGGAUCCUUUCUGCCAUCCCUGGUGGUCCAGUGGAGAGUGAACUUUAGCCUGCGGGGCUAGAGUUCACUCUCGCGAGAUCUGAAUUAAACUGGGUUUAUAUAUAGCAACCAAAAGCCCAGAUAUGUUCUGAGCUCUAGUUUGGUAGCAGCUUUGAUUGUGAUCAGUCCACUGGGAAACAGAGUCUUCAUUGUAUAUACUAUAGGUAUUCUUUAUUACACUGUAGGACAAUUUAUAACUUGGGAUAAUUCUCUCAUUCAUUUAUUAAUUGUUAUGUUUUUUUGUUGCAGUCCGUGGUUAAUGUUGAUGGGAACAAGCUGUUAAUGAACCUUAAAGGAAUCAUUGGCGUUUCCGAACUUGUUGGAGAUACUCUCACUAAUGUAAGUUUAGCUUUUAUCUAGCACAAUUGUAAGUCUCAAACAAGAAUAUUACAUAGUUACCUAGGCUGAAAAGAGACACGUGUCCAUCAAGUUCAGCCUUCAUACAGACAAUAUGCAUAUCUCAAAUUCAGCUGAGGCUUAUCUUUUCUGUUCCAUUUCUUCUCCUCUCAAUACUAAAAUCUAUUUUUAAUUAUAUCAACCAUAGCUCACCCUAUCUACAUUGUUCCCUCAUUACUUCAGACUGAGUCAACUGCUCCAACAUGUUGUUUUAACAAGAAUGCGGGACCGCACUAUUAGCGUUAUGGCACCAUAACCACUACAAUGAGCUGUAAUAGUUAUAGUGCUUAAGGUGCAUAUGUAAUUCUGUAUUAGCUUUAUAUAAAAAGAUAUAUAUUAAAAGAAACAAUAGUUGUGUCUUUAAUACCAUAAUAACAGCUACUUCUUGAGAACCAGAUGAAAAUAAAAUGGAGAACGAAACCGUCUUCAACGCCUGCCGAGGUCUAUGGUCUUUAAUACUAAAGUUAUAUAGUCACAAAUAUAAAUUCUCUUUAUUUUCCAGACAAUGACAUUCCAGGACAUUGUAUUCAAGUCAGUCAGCAAGAGAGCUUGAAAGGAAAGGACAUUUUUUAUUAAGUAAAAGUAUAAAUAAAACUGGUUCAUAAAGUA
Messenger RNA from Pelobates cultripes (western spadefoot toad), 5038 nucleotides. The record is from the annotation of a GenBank genome assembly. NCBI's taxonomy places the organism in Eukaryota, Metazoa, Chordata, Amphibia, Anura, Pelobatidae.